Cyprinus carpio (common carp) is the source of this 2136-nucleotide messenger RNA. It is a transcript of the gene ognb, whose product is annotated as osteoglycin, paralog b. Gene Ontology annotation, molecular function: protein binding. NCBI's taxonomy places the organism in Eukaryota, Metazoa, Chordata, Actinopteri, Cypriniformes, Cyprinidae. The record is from RefSeq and is a predicted model, not a curated record.
GCAUGCAUUUGUUUGAACACCUGGUUAAUUCUGUUUAUCAAAUGCCAGAUAAAAUAAGAUGUAAUACCAAAAACCUGCAGAUCUCUGUUAAAGUCAUCAGAUCUUUAGCGCUUCUUAGAAGCAAUAGUAGGAGAAGUUACAGCAUGUCAGCUGAAUUAUGUUCAAAAUUUAUUUCAUAGCACUUUCUCACACAUUUCCAGAUAUUAUUUGUUUUGCCCAAAUCAAAAAAUUUCACUUUGGCUUAAUCAAAAACAGGGGGACAGAAGUUCUCCCUCUUCUCUUAAUCCAUCCCCUGAUACCUCCCAAACAAACCCAGCUGCAUUUCUAACAAUAAAGCUUUUGAACAUCACAUAGAGAUGGAUGAAACAUAGAUUUUGAGUUUGCACCAUAUUCAAACAUGCAGUCCAAGAUUCCUGAACUAAUAAUAAUUUCCUGUUGAAUUCCGUCCUUUAUUUCCAUGGCCAGCACUGUUCAUUCUCCCCUUUCGCUCUGUUUUUCCGAAUCAGUGUUCCCUGGAAAUGCCUCAUUAAAUCACAAAAGGAAGAAACACACAUCUUGUUGUAAGAAAAUGCUUAUUCACAAGAAGACAGCAAAAUAUAUCGAUUUCAAAGUUGUUUUUAUCCACUUUACACAAUUAAGCACAAUUUCAAAACAUGCAUAUGCACAAAACAAGCAUAAAGUGGAUCACAGCAGUUUAUUUGGGUGGGAAUAGAGGUGAGUGAUCUGUUAAAAAAAAUUUAAGACAGCACAGAGUGGGUUAAGGCUGUUUCAUGAAUUGUUUUUAAUGGUUCACAGGCAGUCACUCACUGCAGAGAAACUCUUUAAAGUUCUCGUUUUACUCUGAGGCUGUGACACACUGCGUCGCUCCUCUCUCUUCUUCACACACCACAACAACUUUGUUUCUCCUCACGAAAUGAUGGAUCUGAGGAUUUUACUCUUUUUCGUGACCGUACCGUGGAUAUUUUGUGAACCAGCAAGAACCAGUAAAGUGGUGCCUAAACACAAAGGGAUAUUGAAAAUAGUAGAUGAUGAAGAAUUAAUCUCAGAGAGUAGAAUUGUCAUGGAAGCCAAGAAACCAAAGAAAAAGGUCAUUGUUAACACAGACUACGAUAGUCCAGCUGAUACAGAAGAUGAAAGUCCAGGAGCAGACCAUAAAGAUGACAAGGAACUUCCUACAUGCCUGAUGUGUGUCUGUCUAACUGGAUCGGUGUACUGUGAGGAGGUUUCUCCUGACAUGACAACAGUUCCAGCACUGCCAAGGGAAACAGCUUACCUCUAUGCACGCUUCAACAAAAUAACCAAAAUUACCAACAGGGAUUUUGCAGAUAUUGCCACUCUUAGAAGAAUUGACCUGACUGGCAAUCUGAUCUCUGAAAUAGAAGAUGGAGCCUUUUCAAAACUCAACCAGCUUGAGGAACUAACACUAGCUGAGAACAAGCUGGUCAAACUGCCAAUGCUGCCGGCUAAACUUGUGUCUCUCAAUGCCAACCACAAUCUCCUUAAGACAAAGGGAGUAAAAGCAAACAUUUUCAAGAAACUCACCAGGCUGGCAUACCUGUACCUUGGAGACAAUGUGCUGGAGGCCGUCCCAUUGCUGCCAGAAAGCCUGCGUGUGGUUCAUCUGCAUAACAACAACAUAACAUCACUGACAGAUGACACAUUCUGCAAAGGAAAUAACACGCACUACAUCAGGUACAACAUGCAGGAGGUUCGACUCGAUGGAAACCCGAUAACUUUGGCCCAGCAUCCCAACAGCUUCAUCUGUCUGAGAGCUCUACCAAUUGGACACUACAAGUGAUCUGCUGAGAAGAAGAAAAUGUUCCUUAAGUCAUCAGCCAACUGUCAAGCACUGUUUGGAUGUUGGACAGCACAUUCACAAAGAUUUAACAGCAUAAUAAAUGAUUUUUGACUUUUGAUGGCAUCAAGCAUUUAGACAUUAAGAUGCAUAUACAGACAAUAACAACUUUUUUUUACAAUGUAAUCAUUUUGUUAUAUUUUACUAAUGUUUUUGCAACUAAAAAUUGCAAAAAAGACUGCAGUAAAUUCAUGAGGCAGAAUGUCUAUAAACUUAAAAUGGGAAAAACAUAUUCGCUGUUGCUGACAUCCAGUGCUGGUAAAUAAAUUCAUUUUGACAUA